AUGCCUCGACGACUGCGCUCAUGGUUCCAGACGCAUGUUAAGCGAUACAGAAAUGCGGAGGAUAGGAAAGGUUCUAAGGAUCAAGAACAGUCUCGCCCUGCACCUCUGCUCAAGUUGCCGACGUCUACACAGCACAUCCCCGCCACUCCCUCUACGUCCACCUCCCGACUCCCAGUCACUCCGGCUACCGGCUCCAUCGAUAUAGAGACGUCCACCCCACAGCCCCCAGCCGCUCCAGCUACUGGUUCUGCCAACAUAGAGACGUCCGCCGGCGCGGAUGACACCACUGUUCACCCCCACGCCGCUUCGGCUACCAAUCCCACCAACACAGAGACGCCCGCCAGCGCAGAUGACACUACUACCAGCUUACCUGUACGACUCUGGGACCGUGCCUAUAAUGAGCUUAAACAAGAAGAGGUCAAAUUGGUGGACUCAUAUGAGAAGAUACUGUCCCGACAGCUACAGGAUGGCCCCGGCUCAACGGUGCCCGAGUCCCAGUCGAACACCAUCGCCCACAACACCUUGGACAGGCGCUGCCAAAUGACCCAGCUUAUCAAUGCUGGCCUAGCCAAGACUGAGAGGGAGGUCAAGGCGAAAGAGAGCCUUGGC
This is a messenger RNA of Sordaria macrospora k-hell, 609 nucleotides long. The record is from the annotation of a RefSeq genome assembly. Lineage: Eukaryota; Fungi; Ascomycota; Sordariomycetes; Sordariales; Sordariaceae.